Messenger RNA from Lindgomyces ingoldianus, 919 nucleotides. RefSeq lists its product as uncharacterized. The coding region runs from base 1 to 717 and encodes 238 amino acids. The record is from RefSeq and is a predicted model, not a curated record. NCBI's taxonomy places the organism in Eukaryota, Fungi, Ascomycota, Dothideomycetes, Pleosporales, Lindgomycetaceae. The transcript is spliced from 6 exons.
AUGUUCUUUCUAAAAAUCCUUGGAGCUUUCAAUCUUCGUCUUGUGUUCGACCACCAACUGAUCUGCCAACAAAUUCCGAUGUCACUUGUUCUGAUGUUCACAUUCCCAAGACGCCUUGGGAUAGUACAGGACUGGGGUUUGCUGACCCAGAAAGUGCGGACGGUCCAGGGUGCCCCCACUAGGAAUCGCGUCGACGGGGACAUCGUUGAGCUUGUGGCAUUGCUCGUUGGGAUUCCGGCAGCUUUAGCAGGCGUCAUAAUAGUCUCGGAGUCUAUCAGGCGGUGGUACCAAACUCGCAACGUACGAACGAACCGAUCGGCAUACAAUCCUAGGCCUCGGAAUGAUGGAUUGGACCAUUUCUCAGGUGCCAUGGGGAAGAGGGAUAGGGCGAAUAAUACGACCCAGCGGAACAGCACAACUGCUCUUGAUAUUCCUGGAGAACCUACUCUUAGAGAAAGUGCACCACCUCUCAGAAUCGAUGACAGUGUCUCGGAAUCCAUACGGAGUCCGAGCCGUACAUUCUAUCCAUCAUGGAGAGGAUCUAGGUCAUAUGCGAGACCUAACCUGGUGGGCUCGACGCCAACUAUCGCUGAAGCGACAAUAGAACGACAUGACCAUAGCCAGGAGUUAAACGAUAUGGUGGACCAUGUUCAACAAGAACGUAGCACAUGGCUGGAAGAAUUAGAGCGUGAAACUACACCUCUCGCAGAUUGGUGAUAGGCAUUCAGAGGGGUGCGAAUCUGAAGAGAACGUUAGUGGCUGGAGAUGCAGAGACAGCAAGGCCCUCUAAUUCAAAUGAAGGAAUGGGACAAUAGUAACGUUGGUUGCUAGACACUUAGUGUAAUGAAACUAUUUGAAAAGAACCUGAAGAGGUACGAAGGGAAAUAUGUGAUGUGACAUUGCCACGGUAAGAAAAGGC